Penicillium chermesinum is the source of this 2517-nucleotide messenger RNA. RefSeq lists its product as uncharacterized. The record is from RefSeq and is a predicted model, not a curated record. Bases 1 to 2517 code for a protein of 838 amino acids. The transcript is spliced from 4 exons. NCBI's taxonomy places the organism in Eukaryota, Fungi, Ascomycota, Eurotiomycetes, Eurotiales, Aspergillaceae.
AUGCCCUCCCUCACACUGACCGACCCGGACAUGAUCCUGCCCUUCGGCGGCAGCGAGCGCGAAUCCUCGACUCCCUCCCCGCCCUCGCAGCUGGUGUAUCUCUCCGAUCUGAACGCUCGAUACAAUCCCAAUGACCCCCACACGAGUUCUGGCGCUGCCAGCGCAGGGAUCACGAACACUCGUCCGAAAAAGAACUUUUCCCGCAAUUGGAGCCACGAGGACAUUGGUGUCGCCAAUACUCGUCGAUUGUCGGAUAUCGGAGAAGAGCUGUCACCCACGCGAGCGGAGGAAUUCGACAAACAGCCCAAACAAAGCCAAUCAGCUCCGCAGAGCUCGGCUAAUUCGCAGACCCAAUUGGCACCCAUCGACACGGAGCAACAGUCUGCAUUGAGUCCUUCCAGUCCUUUGGCGAGUGCGGGGAGCGAACAAACGGCAAGCGGAAUUGCCUCGCCGAAACUCAGCCACUCGAUCUCGGCGUCGCCGAUCCUCGCUGGGAGUAGAAAUGAAUCGCCGAGCCAGAAUGAGAUGAUGCAGGCCGCUCUCCCAGCAGGUAAUGCUAUUGCCUCGGCCGCAGUGACGGGUAAAGGUCCUGGAGAUGACUUUGCGUCCGCGAUCUUGAGCAGCGAAGCUGAGCGGAUCCUUGACAACGCAAAGAAGCGACUGACGCUCAUGGAAGGCAACCUGAAUCGAGCUCGGUCGACUGUGCGCUUGACACCCUCCCCGUCACCUUCGUCUCCUGGGUACAUUCGGCCUAUCAACCCAAAUCAGCCAGUGGGUAAAUUAUACAGAACGUUUUCCCGAUCUGAUCGCCGAGGCUCUGCGCUUCGACGGCAGUCUUUUGUUCCCUCGCAAGACGCCUUGAACAGCCGACACUCACGGGUACAAAGUGACACGAACUUCCCAGAUGAAGCCAGCUUAACACCUGAUGCGAAGCGAUUAUCACGUUCCGUGAGCGCGAUGGGCGUCAGCACAUCUUCACACUUCCAUGACGACCGCUCGUUCCACUACGAGCCCAAUCGUGCUUACCUUACACACCGAGCGUCUAAUUCGUCUAUGUCUAUGCAUCGUCCUUAUGUGGAAUUGCCAGCGCCAGCCCAAUCCCCACAGCCGGACCAAUUACCCCAAAUUGCGCAAUCAUCCAAUUCAAACGAAGAAUCCUCCUCGGAAUCGCCAAGGGGGCUUGGAAUCUCGACAGAAAGCGAGUCGAAAUCAAGCUCUAGCCCGGUUACCGGCUCGGGUCAACCCAGCCCGGUCUACAGCUCAUAUGGCCCUCCCAGCCGUGCUCAGUCCCAACUGCAAGUGCGGGACCUCCAGUAUCAAAUGAAGGGCCUGCACAUUAAGAUUUCUUCCCUGAAAGUGAAGAACCAAGAGGAUAAAAUGCGUCGUCGCAGUCUGCAAAGCUUGCGAACUCCUAGCCCCUUGACGGCCGCAGACCCCUGGUAUACCAAUGGCCUCGAGAUGCGAGAUGGACGAAGCAGCCGUGGCUCGAAUGCAAUUCAUUCACCUUCAGCGUAUUCUCGUGACUAUCGCAACUCUAGAGAGCUCGCUUCGACGUAUCUCAAUCCGUAUGGCAAUGAACGGAAAGAGAGCCCAGUGGACAACACGCGAGGUAGCCUCACAAAGGGCUCAUCCACCGCCUGGGAGAGCCAAGAAUCGGCGGGUUCCGAUAACCGGGGCGAGACAACAGCGAGCGCCUACGAAGAUGCCGAGCAGGGCGAUUUUGAGGAUGGCGACAUUGAUCGAGAAGCCUUGGAUGAAAUUUUGCGCGAGCCGCUCGACGAGGACCUAGAGAGCCCAAUGGAUGAUUCCCCUCUAGGAGCCCAAGAGCGCGAAGAUGCGUUCGACUACGAGCAUUUCAUCCUCCAUAGUGCUCUUGGAAACUACUCGCGCCAUGCAAGACAUGGAUCACACCAUUCGAGCGCUGCGCGCUCUCAUCAACGCCCUCGGCAUGUACGCAACGACAGCAAUAUCUCCUCCGGUACAGACGCUACAUUCGCGACUGCCACUGAAGGAGAGCAGCUACCGGAAGAAGAGGACGAGUUGAUGUACUGGGAUCGUCGUUUCAACCACGAACUGCGACACCAUCACGAUCCUGCUCACGACGAUGUCGAGAUCGAAACUGAUCGCUCUGAAACCCCCCGCGGCUACCGCGAGGACGAGAGCGGCGCCAACACGCCCGUAGAAGACCCCUCACAGGCGCACACUGCCCGCGCGGGCGUACGUGACUCGUUCAACAAUGGCUCAGCCACUCCGACAUCACUCGCCGAAUCGCUUGUCUCAACAGUGCGCGCUGCGUCGGCACCCAGCCCGCACCGGGACUCCGCGACGCCGAAUUCAGGUGGCAUCAACCACGACGACACGCAGAUGCUAGAGCAGCUCUUCCAGAGCCUCGGUAAUGUCUGCAUGGAUCUCCAAUCCAUCACGACAUCCCCAACCCCCGACCUUAAGGCUGCAAAGGUUUUGCGGCGACGACUGGAUGCGGCGCGGAGGGCUCUGGAUGGCGAGCUGGAUGCUUAG